Molecule: messenger RNA, 309 nt
Organism: Trichoderma virens Gv29-8
Lineage: Eukaryota; Fungi; Ascomycota; Sordariomycetes; Hypocreales; Hypocreaceae
Exons: 1
Coding region: 1-309 (102 amino acids)
Source: RefSeq, a predicted model, not a curated record
AUGUUCUCCCUCAAAUCCAUCCUAUCCAUCUCCCUCCUCACCAGCUCCGCCACCGCCGCCUUUCUUCCCGCCACGAGCACAUCCACCUCCGUCCUCAACAACACCACGAGCACAGCUACCGCACAACCCACCAUCACCGCCGCCACCGUCCACUGCGAUAUCACGUACUGCGUCAACGGCACCUCGUACUGCCACUUCUGGGCCGGCAUCAGCACGUGGAAAAUGUCGGGCCCGUCUCCGGGAGAAGUCGUGACGACCAUGGGAGUUUGCAAGAUUGGCAGAGCAAGGAUGAUGGCGGUUAGGGAGUGA